Molecule: messenger RNA, 3238 nt
Organism: Carassius gibelio (silver crucian carp)
Lineage: Eukaryota; Metazoa; Chordata; Actinopteri; Cypriniformes; Cyprinidae
Product: sarcalumenin-like
Exons: 7
Coding region: 109-2580 (823 amino acids)
Molecular function (GO): GTP binding
Source: RefSeq, a predicted model, not a curated record
CGAUGUCCGUGAGCGCAGCCCCGCCCCCAGACCCUCCUCAUGCCCUCUCGCCUCCCUCUGGGGGUAUAUAUAGCCUGAGAGGGGUCCUGGACAGUCCCGGCAGUCAAAAUGAGACUUUUCCUCCCCGUCUGCUGCCUGCUGCCUCUUCUGGCGCUCGCCACUGCAGAUGCAGUGGAGUCUGAGAGUGAGCCGCUUGUGCCAUUCCAGCUGAAGUCUGAAGGCGAGCUGUUCAACUGCUGUGAUGGCACAGAGGAUCUAAGCCAGAGCUCCUCCAAUGAUACUCCUGCACCAAACAGACCUGUGUGCCAACCCUGUGGCACUGGUGCACACAUUGACACCACGGCAGAAGAUGUCAGCUCUGAGGAUCAAGAGGAAGAGGUUGCUUCAGAAGAGAAAUCUGAAGAGUUGAAUCAAGGGGAGACCUCUUCUGAAGAGAUAUUUGAAGAGGAGGCAGCUGAAGAAGAGGCAGAAGUUGAGUUAGAUGAAUCUAAUGAAGCGGUGGAGGAGGAAGUUCUUGAGGAGGCACUUGAAGACGUGAAGGUGGAGGAGAUCUCAGAGGUAGACAGUGAUGUAGAGUCACAAAUAGUUGAUGAGGAAUCUGUGGAAGAAGGUGACGAGGAAGAUUCUCAGACCCAUGACGAGAUAGGUGAGGAAGAGGAGGUUCUUCAGACUGAAGAUGAAGCAGGUGAAGAAGAGGAACUUGCUCAGACUGAAGAGGAGGUAGUUGAGGAAGAGGAGGUUCUUCAGACUGAAGAUGAAGCAGGUGAAGAAGAGGAACUUGCUCAGACUGAAGAGGAGGUAGUUGAGGAAGAGGAGGUUCUUCGGACUGAAGAUGAAGCAGGUGAAGAAGAGGAACUUGCUCAGACUGAGGAGGAGGUAAUUGAGGAAGAGGUAGUUCUUCAAACUGAAGAGCCAGUGGAAGUGAUAUCAGAAGAAGUAACGGAGGAAGAAUCUGAAGAAGAGGAAGUUGUAACAGAGGAAGAAGGAGCUCCUGAGGUUGUGGAAGAAGAACAAUCUGUUGAAGAACCAGAAGCCUUUGAAGAAAUGGUGGAAGCGGAAGCAGCUGAGGAACUAGUUGCAGAUGUUGUUGAAGUAGCACAAGAGGAAAGUGAAGAGCUUGUGGAACCAACUCUUGAACAGGUUCAAGACGAUGUUUCUACACCUGCUGAACAAACAACAGUGGAAGAAGUGUCAGAUGAUGUACCAGCAGCCAAAGCCUCUGCGAAAGUGGAGAAAAAAAAACCCUCAGGUCCUACCAAAAGAGAUCAGUCUCACAUCGAAGAGACGCUGCGUCUGGCAACAGCUGAACCUUCACGGGAAUUCGUCGAUGCUCUGAGGAAGCUGCAGCAUGUCUACAACACUGCAAUUAAACCCAUGGACAAGGCCUAUAAAUACAAUGAGCUCCGGCAGCAUGAAGUGUCAGAUGCAGAGAUCACCUCUAAGCCCAUGGUCUUGUUCCUGGGUCCUUGGAGCGUUGGCAAGUCUUCCAUGAUCAAUUAUCUUCUAGGUCUUGAUGACACUUCACAGCAGCUUUACACUGGGGCUGAGCCCACAACGUCGGAGUACACUGUACUGAUGCACGGUGAGAAGUUUCGCACCAUUGAGGGCAUUGUGAUGGCGGCAGACAGUUCCCGCUCUUUCUCACCGCUAGAGAGGUUCGGUCAGGGGUUUCUGGAAAAGCUGGUGGGAAUCGAGAUGCCGCACAAACUCCUGGAGCGUGUCACCUUUGUCGACACACCUGGAAUCAUUGAGAACCGCAAACAACAAGAGAGAGGGUACCCCUACAGUGAAGUGUGCCAGUGGUUUAUCGACCGUGCUGAUCUCAUCUUCCUGGUGUUUGACCCAACCAAGCUGGACGUCGGUUUAGAACUAGAAAUGCUGUUCAGACAGAUGAAGGGCCGCGAGUCACAGAUCCGAAUCAUCCUCAAUAAGGCUGACAGUUUAACCACCCAGGACCUAAUGCGUGUGUACGGCGCCCUCUUCUGGAGCAUGGCACCCCUGAUUAACGUGACAGAGCCACCACGUGUCUACGUGAGCUCAUUUUGGCCGCAGGAUUACGCUCCUGACACCAACAGAGAUCUGUUUAAGCGUGAGGAGAUCUCUCUGCUGGAGGACCUAAACCAGGUCAUCGAAAACCAGCUGGAAAACAAAAUCGCCUUCAUUCGGCAGCACGGCAUCCGUGUGCGCAUCCACGCCCUCCUGGUCGACCGCUAUCUGCAGACUUACUAUGAGAAGCUGGGCUGGUUUAGUGACCCACAUGAGGUCUUCAACGAUAUUGUGAGCGACCCUGACAAAUUCUACAUCUUCAAGUCCAUUCUGGCCAAGACCAAUGUGAGUAAGUUCGACUUGCCAGAACCAGAGGCCUAUCGGGACUUCUUCGGAGUCAAUCCCCCCAGCGGCUUUAAGCUCCUCUCCUCAUACUGCGGCUGGUCAGGCGGAUGCCUGCUGGAGAAGAUCGAGAAGGCCAUCACAGAUGAGCUGCCGGCUUUGCUCAGCAGUCUGGCAGAGAAACGGGAAGCCAAGGCCGAAGCAGCGGCAGAAACCAAGGAGAGACCCCCAAACCGGUGGAGGAGACAGUAACAGAUGAAUGGUGGGAGGGGGGUGCGGGAAAUAUGGAAGAGUGGCACCAAAGCAAUGAAUGAGAAUACAAGUGAAACUCAGAUGAGAUUCACGUCAAUGGAAAGCCAGUUAAACUCAGUAUGUACAGAGACUCUUACCACUCUGUAUGAAACAGACCUGAACGGUGCGAUUCGGUGUCCUGUUUUUCUUCCUUGUUCUAAUUUAACUCCGCUAGCAAAUUGUACUUAUUUAUACUAUGUUCAACAUAAAUAACCUGUCAUAAUCUUAUUUAAUUUAUUGUUUGAAUGCCGUUUUAAAAGUGUGAAUUAUGGAAGCUUGUUUCCACCACAGGAUUAAAAAAGAAUAAUUGAAAUGGUUAUUGCGACUUUUUCUCUUGCAAUUCUAAAAAAAAAAAAAGUCAGAAUUUAUAAAUUAGGUCAGUUUUCUCUGAAUUUUAAGAACAUAGCUCAGAAUUGCGAGAUAAACCUUUUUUUAUUUUAUUUUUUCUAUUCCCCUUGUUGGAAAAACGCUUCCAUCUUGAAUUUGCCAUAUGUGGUAGAAAAAAAGAAAAAAAAAAGAAAAACCUUUAUCUUCAUUAAUUCAGUUCCACUUGUACAUAUUUAUCAUGUUACUUUGUACAAUUUACUGGUGUGUUGGUAAAUGAAAUGAGAUUUUUGUU